Messenger RNA from Symbiodinium pilosum, 531 nucleotides. NCBI's taxonomy places the organism in Eukaryota, Dinophyceae, Suessiales, Symbiodiniaceae. The record is from the annotation of a GenBank genome assembly.
AUGUCGCAGUGGCGUGGGCAAACAGGUCGUGGCAAGAAAGGCCACUUCCAUCUGCUGGACAGAUACAUUCGUCGCAUCGACGCCCUCCUUCCGGAGGACAUGGAGGAUCUCGUCAGGCCGCUGAGCUAUAAGCCAAACCAGGAACAGACGACCAGGACACUAAAGAUCACCUUCCCUGUCGAUCUCGUGAAGCCUGAUGGUGUUACAGAGGAGGAAGUGCGCGACUUCCUGCUUCCUCUGGAGCCAAAGUACAUAGCACUAGGCUGGCACGGAGAGGGAGGUGCAGAGGUUUUCGUGAUGUUCGAGACCAACGAAGAAUGCAGAAGUGGAAGGAAGCUAGACGGCCAAAGGCUGAACGGCCGCCUUGCCCAAGUGCGUUUCUCUGUCGACAACAAGUUCCGUCGGGUCAUGGAAGAUCUCGGCAAUUGGCCCACGACCGGUGAUCGGGAGCCUUUGGCCGCAGAGAAGCUGACGGAUCAGGAGCUGGAGCAGUUGGAGACGGUGUCUGAUGGCCGCGGCGAGACGGCCUAA